CCCGAUCCCGAAAGGCAGCGUGGUAGGCCCAGGCCUUGGCUAGCGGUAGCCAGGGGCAAUUGGCCCUUCGGUCGGUCCGUUUCUCAGCUCAUCGGCCCCCCUGAGCCGCCACGAUGCCCAGCGCCAACCGCAAGAGUCAGGAGAAGCCGCGGGAGACCGUGGAGGCGGCGGCGGCCGAAGAUUAUGCCAAAGAAAGAUAUGGCCUAUCUCCAAUGAUACAGUCACAAGAGAAACCAGAUCGAGUUUUGGUUCGGAUUAAAGACUUGACAGUUCAAAAAGCUGAUGAAGUCAUUUGGAUUCGUGCCAGGAUUCAUACGAGCAGAGCUAAAGGGAAGCAGUGUUUUUUAGUCCUACGUCAGCAGCAGUUUAAUGUCCAGGCUCUUGUGGCUGUGGGAGACCAUGCAAGCAAGCAGAUGGUAAAAUUUGCUGCCAACAUCAACAAAGAGAGCAUUGUGGAUGUAGAAGGUGUGGUGAGGAAAGUGAAUCAGAAAAUCGGAAGCUGUACCCAGCAAGACGUUGAGCUGCAUGUUCAAAGGAUGUACGUGAUCAGUUUGGCUGAACCUCGUCUGCCUCUCCAGCUGGAGGAUGCCGUUCGACCUGAGGGUGAAGGAGAAGAGGAAGGAAGAGCCACUGUGAACCAGGACACAAGGCUAGAUAACCGAGUCAUCGACCUUAGGACUUCAACCAGUCAGGCAGUCUUCCGCCUCCAAUCUGGGAUCUGCCGUCUCUUCCGAGAAACUCUCACUCACAAGGGGUUUGUGGAAAUCCAGACUCCCAAAAUCAUCUCCGCUGCCAGUGAAGGAGGAGCCAAUGUGUUCACAGUGUCGUACUUUAAAAGCAGCGCCUACCUAGCCCAGUCCCCGCAGCUGUAUAAGCAGAUGUGUAUCUGUGCCGAUUUUGAAAAGGUCUUUUGUAUUGGACCAGUGUUUAGAGCCGAAGAUUCCAACACACACAGGCAUCUGACGGAAUUCGUUGGUCUGGACAUUGAAAUGGCCUUUAAUUAUCAUUACCAUGAAGUGGUGGAUGAUAUUGCUGAUACUUUGGUGCAGAUAUUUAAAGGACUUCAAGAAAGGUUUCAGACCGAGAUUCAGACCGUGAGCAAGCAGUUCCCAUGUGAGCCGUUCAAGUUCCUGGAGCCUACGUUGAGACUGGAGUAUCGGGAGGCCCUGGCCCUACUGCGGGGCUCAGGAGUGGAGAUGGGAGAUGAGGAAGAUCUCAGUACCCCCAACGAGAAACUUUUGGGUCGCCUGGUGAAGGAGAAGUAUGAUACUGAUUUCUACAUCCUGGACAAGUAUCCCCUGGCUGUUCGACCUUUUUAUACUAUGCCUGACCCAGGGAACACUAAACAAUCUAAUUCGUAUGACAUGUUCAUGAGAGGCGAGGAGAUUCUCUCUGGAGCUCAGCGAAUCCACGACCCCCAGCUGCUGACCGAGCGUGCCCAGCACCAUGGAAUAGAUCUGGAGAAGAUCAAGGCGUACAUCGACUCCUUCCGCUUUGGAGCCCCACCUCACGCCGGAGGGGGGAUAGGCUUGGAGCGGGUAACCAUGCUGUACCUGGGCCUGCACAACGUUCGCCAGACCUCCAUGUUUCCCCGGGAUCCCAAGCGGCUCACUCCAUAGAGAUCCGCCUCGUUGCCUCAUCUCACCGCUCCCCUGUGACGGCUGGUCAGUCUGGACCUCGACUGCUCAAGGACAGCCAAUUCUCCCAAGUGCUCCAGUCGGUAGUCAGCUUCCAGAUCAUUCAUGCUGUUCGAUCCAGGGGAAGGAUUGGGAUCACCUGUACCCCCACCCCUCAGUGGGGAAUGAUGAGGGAAUGUUUGGGCCCGGGCCUCACAGUCUGAGGUUAAAAAUGCAUCUUCUGCUACCACGUGAGACCCGAGCACGUUGAAAAUUAGCUGGCUUUUAAUAAAUCUUUUCUGGUUGCAAUAUGAACUAUUUUUUCCCCCGUGGCUACAAGAUUGAAGGUCUUGAUGUAGUAAGUAUUUCAGCUCAUCUGAAGAAAUGGUGACUUCAGACAAGGGUAACAAAGAAACAAAAAAUAAUGCAUUUGUGGCUGGGAAAUUAAAAAGAGGCAUGUGAUGAAUCGAGUAAUGUAUACCCAGGUAGUCCGUAAGUAGGAGGAGAGGCUAAAUUAGCAAAGUACUGAUAAUGAGUCGUGAAAUUCUAAUACUGAAUUGCAAUAAAAUUUUCAAAACUCA
Messenger RNA from Tachyglossus aculeatus (Australian echidna), 2197 nucleotides. It is a transcript of the gene DARS1, whose product is annotated as aspartyl-tRNA synthetase 1. Gene Ontology annotation, biological process: aspartyl-tRNA aminoacylation. Gene Ontology annotation, cellular component: cytosol; aminoacyl-tRNA synthetase multienzyme complex; cytoplasm. Gene Ontology annotation, molecular function: ATP binding; aspartate-tRNA ligase activity; RNA binding. The coding region runs from base 114 to 1619 and encodes 501 amino acids. The transcript has 16 exons. Lineage: Eukaryota; Metazoa; Chordata; Mammalia; Monotremata; Tachyglossidae. The record is from RefSeq and is a predicted model, not a curated record.